AUGACCUCUACCGAUACCACCAAGCCUUGGCAUUCAGGGCCAGCGGAUGGCUGGCACGGCGUCAUUGCACCUGGCUCUCGCUUCCCACCCGCAGCUGACCGGUACCACUUGUAUAUCGGGCUCUUCUGCCCCUUUGCGCACCGAGUCAACCUGGUCCGUCUGCUUAAAGGGCUGGGAGAUAUCCUGCCCCUCUCAGUCGUCAAGCCAUACCCCAAGGGUGAUGAUAACGGAUGGCCCGGCUGGGAGUUCCCCGGCUGCCGUGGAACAAGUGACACCUAUCCCGGCGCAAUUGAAGAUCCUCUGUUUAGCUCCAGAUACAUGCACGAUGUGUAUUUCCGCGCCGACAAGGGCUAUAAGGGUCGCUACUCUGUCCCGGUCAUCUGGGACAAGGUUGAAAACACGAUCGUGAACAACGAGAGUAUCGAGACCCUUCGGUGGUUGCAGACUGCAUUCAAUGACCUGCUCCCGCAGGGGAGCCCACAGCAGCUCCUCAACUUGUACCCCGACCACCUCAAAUCAAAGAUCGAUGAGGCUACGGCUUGGAUCACGAGAGAUUUCAACUCUGGCGUGUACAAAGCGGGCUUCGCCACUGACCAGGAGACGUACAGCAAGAAUGUCCCCAUUGUGUUUGCGGCGCUCAACCAGCUGGAGCUCUUGAUUCAAUCAAAUGGAGGGCCGUAUGUUCUCGGAAAGGAUCUGACGGAGCUCGAUGUCCUGGUGUAUGCAACGGCUAUUCGAUUCGACAGUAUCUACGUGCAACAUUUCAAGUGCAACCUCGGAACGAUCCGCGCUGAUUAUCCCGUGGUCAACGAGUGGUUGAAGAAUCUGUACCAUAACGUGCCUGGAUUCAAGGAGAGCACCGAUUUCAAGCACAUCAAGGAGAAUUAUACAAAGAGCCACGCCAAGAUCAAUCCGUUGGCCAUCACACCGCUUGGCCCGUACCCUGAUAUUCAGAACUUGCCUGUGAAUUUGGAUUUCAAGGGUAUCAAGGCCGGUUCAAUCGAUCACCCGCUUGUCCUCGCGCACCAGAAGACUUUACCGGGUAUUUAA
Molecule: messenger RNA, 1050 nt
Organism: Clonostachys rhizophaga
Lineage: Eukaryota; Fungi; Ascomycota; Sordariomycetes; Hypocreales; Bionectriaceae
Source: the annotation of a GenBank genome assembly